Molecule: messenger RNA, 2106 nt
Organism: Thyridium curvatum
Lineage: Eukaryota; Fungi; Ascomycota; Sordariomycetes; Thyridiales; Thyridiaceae
Exons: 2
Coding region: 1-2106 (701 amino acids)
Source: RefSeq, a predicted model, not a curated record
AUGGAUACGCCUUGUUCCAUAUGCCAUGACUUUUGCGGUAUCGGCGACUUUUGGGAUCCCGCCACGGAAAUACGACAAGCGACUCGUAAUCAUAUUAGGCUUGGUCUCGCCUGGAGUGACCUCACAACAUCAGCUGAGUCCUGUGCAAACUGCGAGAUUCUGGUAGAAGGCUGCAAAGGCUGCUUUCGGCAGCAUGCCAUCUCACAAGACCAGAUCCUACACUGUCACCUCUCUUUCUACUACCAGAUUCAAGAUCAGGAUGACGACAAUUACCUCGAAGACGUAGAUAAAGAACUAUUUUUCCGUCUGAAGGACGGGUCUUGGUUCACUGUACAGAUAUUCUACAACGCAGAGGAAGAGGAUCCGCUGCUAGACAAUUGGGAGUCAUUCCCCGGCCUGUUUCGGACGUCACCUGGAACUGGCUCUGAUGAAGCUUUCGAGACCGCCAAGGAAUGGAUCGAAACAUGCGAAAGCAAGACCCACAGGCAUUGCCGGUCACCAAAAUGCCCAAUCUUGCCGAAAAGGGUUGUAGAUGUUGGGCUCCAAGACGGCCUAGUUCGAUUGGUUGAGCCCGAGGGUGCUACAGGAAAAUACUUUUGCUUGAGUCACUGUUGGGGUCCGAGCCAAAUCACAACUACAACAACGGCCAAUAUAAAGAAGCAUUUGCGCGAUAUACCCUUGGACUCUUUACCCAAGACAUUUCAGGAUGCAAUCCUGUUGACUAGGCGCUUUGGAAUCGGGUAUAUCUGGAUCGACUCGCUUUGCAUUGUACAAGACGACAAGAAUGAUUGGAAGAUUGAGUCUUCUAAAAUGGCAACUAUAUACCAGAACGCCCAUCUUACAAUUGCCGCAACCCUUUCGAGCAGCGGAGCUGGAGGACUUUACACGACUACACCGGAGUUUGAAGUGUCGGGAACCUCCCCGGCCGGCCAAGCGUACUCACUUUACUUUCGACAAAAGAUCGACCAUCAUUCAGAUAACGCUGGUGGUGUUACCGGGGGGCAAAAUAACCAGGCUGCUCUGAACCUGGGCAAUGUGGACGAUCGCCAGCCUAUAGGCCAUCCAACUAUCACUUAUCACCCAUUACUUACCCGUGCCUGGGUGUUUCAGGAGAGAAUGUUAUCGACGAGAGUGCUCCACUUCGGUCCAUAUGAGCUCUUCUUUGAAUGUCGCACGGAGAGUGAAUGCGAAUGCGGCGGGAUUCAAACUUGGGGCUCCUCAUACGGCAUCCCUGCUUCCUCAACAAAGUUAGCAUACAGUGAUGCUCUAUCAAAUCACAGAUUGCGCCAAAGGAUCUACACAACCGAGCGCGAAAUGGCUUGGAUCUCACGGAUUUGGAGAACCCUGGUGUCUUCAUAUAACUCGCUGAACAUAACAAUGCCGCUGGAUCGUUUGCCGGCUAUUGGCGGCCUAGCCAGGAGCAUGGCAUCGACAAAGGCAUCGCCAUACCGCGCUGGGCUGUGGGAAAGCUCGAUGAAUGAUGAUCUGUUGUGGGCUGUCGAAAACUCAGCCGGGCUCAAGCCACGACCGUGUCCCCGGAGUGCACCAACAUGGUCAUGGGCCAGUGUUAACACCCCUUCGUGGUAUUUCGAUGAGAUCAUAGUAUGGGAUCCGUACAUUGAGAUCAUCGAGAGUGAGAGCACGUACAAGGGAAAACAACCGAAUCAUCUAGUCGAAGUGGUGAGCUCUGAGGUUGUUCCAGAUGGACCCGAUGAGUUCGGUUUGAUAUCUCAGGGGAGCCUGAAGCUUUCUGGGGCGGUGGCUCAGGGUACGCUGGAGCGAGAUGUUCAAGUAUCUGGCAUGGAGCGCAAUUUCGUUUACUAUGUGUCACUGCCCGGACUCCGCAUGCCAAUGAAACCAGACUAUCUCUUCGAUCAUGAAGGGCCUGAUCAGGUUGUACCUGGCACAAAGGUCCUCUGUAUGCGAAUGAGCGCUGUUAUCGAGGGAUCUAGGGAGGUGUUGUUUUCGCUCGUCUUGAGGUCUUUGGCUGAGCCCGAUACUUUCGAACGAGUCGGGACGCUGUUUAUAGAAGCCAGACCUCCACCUGUGGAUGUGGACGGAGGCAUCUAUGACUCCGCAGGCGUGCGCACUGUGGUCAUUCGGUAA